GCAUCCGGCGCGGCGACUGCGUCUUCCGGCGAAAAGAUGGCGUCGGAGCGUGCUGUGCCGAGUGACUUGUUCCCGCUGGUGCUUGGUUUCUUGCGGGAAAACCAUUUCGAUGGAGCGGCGCGGGCUUUUAAGAAAGCGGCUGGAGUGACUGAGCAAGAUCCAAAUGCUGCUUCUCUCCUUGAUAUCUUCAGUUAUUGGCUAAAAUCACCUAUUGCAAAAAAACAGCAAGCAUUUGCAAAUGGGUCUCCUGCAAAGAAGACAAAGAAAGAAUCCUUAUCUAGAUAUAAAAGUUCCAGUGAAAAUGAAAUCCCUCCAGUCAAAAAACAAGCUGCAAAACCAGUAACUCUGCCCACAAUACCAAUAAAGGCAACUCCAGGUAGUUCUGAGAGCAGCAGUGCUGAUACCAGUGACUCCACAGACUCCGAGCAAGAAGGGAAGAAACCAGCAAAGAAGGGAAUAGUUCUCCAAUCAACCAUUCAAAAAACAAAGCCCCAGAAGACAUCUAAGAGUUCAAGUUCAGAUUCAAGCAGCUCAGAAGAUGAAACUCCAAAGCACCAACCACCAAAGUCAGGAGGAGCCCCAAAAGUCAUAAAACUGGCUUCUCUAUCAGCAAAACCUACCAAUGUGAUGUCCAAAACUACCAAUGGCAAAGCAGAGAGUAGUAGCAGCGGUGGUGACAUGAGUAGUAGUGAGGACUCCAGCUCUGAAGAGAAUCAGCCUGUCAAAGGUAAACUGAAGAAACUUCCACACUGUAAAAACAACACUGCUCAGCCACUUCCGGUUAAAACCAAGCAUGUAAAGAAGAGCAACAGUGAGACUUCUUGUGACAGUUCAGAACAUGAAAAACUAGCCUCAAAGCCCAAGCGUGGAGAGUACUCUGCUGUGCCACCCCCUUUAGCCACAGAAUCAAGGAAAGGCAAAGCACACCUCAUUAAAAAGAUCUUUAAGAAGAAGGGAAAGAAUAAUGAGGAAAAAAAGCAAGUGUUCACAAAGAGACCAUCAACUCAAGGGUCUGUGAUUAAAAAGGCAUUUGCCCUGAAAUCUCUUCCUGUUUCUAUCCAAAAAGGAAAUACUUCUUUAGGGAGUGAUUCAGAGUCUAGCUCUGAAGAAGAAAAGAAAGUUUUGGUCAAAUGCUCUGCCAAAGCUUUUUCAGCAAAUCGUGCUGCUAAAUCAGUUCCAUCCAAGAAAGUGAGCAGUUCCUCUGAUACCUCAGAUUUUGAUAGUUCUGACAGCAUUCCUGAGAAAUUUGCAGUUAGGACAGGCAUAAAUAAAAUGAAGAAACCUCUUGGAGUGCUGGCAAAGAAAGUAGAAAGUAGUGUUGAAGAUAAGAAAGUUCAUAAAAUAAAAGACACAAAGGCUGUCAAAACAACACCGAAAUCCAGCACCCCUGUCUCUAAACCGAAGACUUCUGAGUCAAGCAGCUCAAGCAGUGAAGAACAGACUCAGCCAUCCAAGAAAGCAGCUAACAAACUCUCAGUGGGCAGCAGUUCGAUCACUAGCAAGCAAGCCCCAGCUGAGAUCAGGACCUCUUCUGAGAGUUCCACCAAUGAACAAUUUAAAAUAUCUGAUAAAAGAGAAAAAAAGAGAGGACAAAAUAACUGCAAAAUAGCAAAAAAAGUGUUAAAAACCUCAGCCAACUUUGUGGGCAAAACAUUUGCAUCAAAGACUCCAACAUCUGAAGUACUGAGCUCAGCAAACAGUAGUAAUUCUGAUGAAGAGGCUACAAAGGAAGGCUUAUCAAAAAAAAAGCAGAAAAGGAAAGGUGAACAAGAAUUGGAGACACCAGACAUCAAGAAGUUGAAAGUCAGAAGUCCUCAUACAUUUCCAAAAUCAAAGCAGCAAUCCAGUCCUUUUCGCAGAAUAAGAACAGAAGAAAUAGAAAUAGAUGUGCGAGUAGCUAACAAUUCCUUUGACGCCAAGAAAGGAGCUAUAGAUGACUGGGGUAGAAAAGCAAAUGAUGUUCUAAAGUUUACAAAAGGUAAAUCCUUCCGACAUGAGAAGACAAAGAAGAAAAGGGGAAGUUAUUGCGGUGGCACUAUCUCUACACAGAUAAACUCCAUCAAAUUUGAAAGUGACUAACUUUCCACCACAUUGGGAAGGGGAUCCCAAUUAAAUGAUGAAAUGUCAUGGAUGACUCUUCUACAACCUGUUGUCUUCAUUUCUGAUGGGAGAUGGUUGCCAGUUUUCUAUGUGCUAAUGUGACUCUUAAUGGAGGUGUGGGAUUGAGUCCUUUGGAUUUCUCAGAAGUUUCUAAUUUUGCAUCAUUUUAUGUUACAGCACACUUGAUAACAUGAUAAAUAAACAUACCUUACUUCUAA
Molecule: messenger RNA, 2318 nt
Organism: Notechis scutatus (mainland tiger snake)
Lineage: Eukaryota; Metazoa; Chordata; Lepidosauria; Squamata; Elapidae
Gene: NOLC1
Product: nucleolar and coiled-body phosphoprotein 1
Cellular component (GO): nucleolus; nucleoplasm
Molecular function (GO): protein binding
Source: RefSeq, a predicted model, not a curated record